Molecule: messenger RNA, 2637 nt
Organism: Iphiclides podalirius (scarce swallowtail)
Lineage: Eukaryota; Metazoa; Arthropoda; Insecta; Lepidoptera; Papilionidae
Source: the annotation of a GenBank genome assembly
AUGGGUCCACCUCCAGUAGUUACUGGUAUAUCACCCAAAGAAGGUCCUCCCGGUACGAGGGUAACAAUUCGAGGGGAGUUUCUCGGUGUCAGUGUAACUGAUUUAAUUGGACUCAAAAUAUGUGGUUGUGAUUGUUUGCUAUCAGCAGAAUGGAAGAGCAAGAACAAAAUAGUAGCUCGAUCAGGACCGUGUAAAGGCAGGGGAGAUAUUAUAGUUGCUACAAGGUCUGGUGGUGAAGGCACAUCUACUGUUCAGUUUAGAGGUUAUCAUGAAUCGGUUGGUCCAAUGAAAGAAAGCGCUGUUUGGGUAGAGGAGGCUGCUCCACCAUCUUUGCCAUGGGGACGUCGCCCUAUGUCACCCACUGCGUAUACUCCACCUGACCCAUUAGGUUUGUCCACUGAAGGGGAUGACUGCAAAUUUCCAGAAGAGGAACUGCAUGAGCUAUUUCCUGAUGGCAGUUCGGGGAAGUUGUCAGAUGAAAAUUUCCAGCCAGGCUGGUACCUUUUGGAACAUCAUAGCAAUACAUCCUAUGAAGAUUUGAAAGCUGGAAUGGUAUUUCUGCAAAGAAAGGUAGAAGGCCAAAAGGAGGGUCAGCUAAGCUUUCUUAAAGCAAAUACAGGUGCUGUUAUGGAUCAAUUAGAUAGGUUAGUGCUUUUGAAAAAUAUGUAUGAAGAGGAUCAGAGGAAGAAUGGCAGAGAACCUUUGCCUAGUCUACAAUCUGCAAUUGAAGAAUCAAUUUCAGUAGCAGAUUCAUUGUUCUCCGAGAUUCUUUCACGUAAAGAAAACGCUGAUAAAACCCGAGAGGCGUUGUCAUUGCUCACAAGGCACAAAUUUUUAUUUCAACUUCCUUCUUCUAUAGACAAAAACAUUCGAAAGAAAGAAUUUGACUUGGUUGUCAACGAUUAUACAAGAGCGAAAAACUUGUUCGGAAAUACUGAUGUCAAGCUCUUUCAAAAGAUCUUGGCUGAGAUAGACAAGAAAAUAGAAGAGCUUAAGGAAAAUUUGCAUAACAGAAUGAAAACUAUGCCCAUUAAUGUUCAAGAACAAACCAAAUACAUCAGAUUGUUGAUCAGCUUAAACUGGGAAGGCGAUGCCGCCUGGACGGCAAUUUUGAGCAGAAAGGACUACUUAAUGAGUCUAAUGAAUAAAGUGAAAGAUCAUUUCAAACAAAAGGAGGAACAAGAAGCCAACGAGAAAGGGCGGCGCAGGGCGCGCGACGGCGAGUGCGACGGCCCGUGGGGGGCGACGCGCGCGGCGUGGUGCGGCGCGGCGUGCGGCGCCCUGGCCGCCGAGCUGCACGCCCUGUGGCCGCUCGCGCGCCGCUAUUUCGCCGGCGAGCUGGCCGGCCGGCCUGCGACGCCGCAGCGCCACACCGACCUCAAGGAGAUGAUAAUCGCGAUGGUGGAGUCCUUCUCGGAGCAGAUGCGCUCGUGUCUGCUCAGUGGCGGUGGCGCCGUGGGAACGGCGAGCGCCGAAGUGCUCCGGGCGCGCCUCGUCGCAAACCUGCGCCAUCUUCGCGACGCGUACGAGUCCCUGCUGAAGCUUGACCUGCCUUCCCAACCUCUCAGUAUCGUGGAGAAGGUUAUAUUCGAUUACCGCGUUCACGGCAUGACCGUGUUCCUGCAACGUGCCCACAAGCGCGCCAAGGCUCUAGUGGACAAGGAGACUUGGAAGAUUGAAGAGUUUUCGGACUACGGAGCCAUCACGAAUUUGCCGCACACUCUCGAGGGCCACGUGGGUGAGGCGCUGGCGUCGAUCAACAAGUGCGUGCUGUGGUGCGGCCGCCGCGAGCGGCCCCUGCUGGCCGACGGCGGGGAACCGCUGGCGGCGCUGCAGCGCCACGUGCAGCAGACGCUGCUCGCCUUCGUGGCCGUGCUGCAGGAGCUGGCGCUGCGCCACGACCAGGACUUCAACAACACGAGCCUGUCGGUGGCGCUGGACCAGCGGCUGGACGAGGCGCUGGAGGCGGGCGAGGCGGGCGGGCGCAGCUGGCAGCAGCGGCUGCUCAUCGCCGGCGCCAACGCGCAGUACGCUCGCCGGCGGACGCUCGCGAACAUAGCGGCCGCGUUCGACAGCUACGGGCUGCCCGAGCCGACGCAGGCGAUGCAGGCGACGAGGGAGGCGCUGAGCGCGCUCGAGUCGAGCAUCGCGGAGACCUACCUGGAGCACAAGGGCGACCCGCUCGUCGGCACGAUAGAGCCGAGCAUGUACAUGGGCCGCCACCAGGCCGACGCGGACGCGCCCGUCGACGACGCCCGCCCCUACGUCUACGAGAUCGUCAACAACCUGAUCGCCGUCCACGCGGAGGUGGACAGCGUGUGCGGCGCGGCGUCCUCGCGCUACGUUCGCGACAUCUGCGAGACCGUGUGCGAGGAGAUAGCGCGUCUGGCGGCGUGCGCGCCGCCCGCGAUGAACCGCGCGGCCGCUUUCCAGGCGCGGCUCGAGUACACCCUGCUGCGGGUCGCGGUCGCCGAACACCUCACCAGGAAGGCCGAAAACUACCUUAUGGAGGCUUUGGCAGGUCUUCCUCCGUUAGAAAACGAAGAAGACAAAACACGAAUGGACAAUAUAAUUCAAGGAUUUAAGAAAAGGAUGGAACUACAGUUAGCAAGCCUCAACUGCAAUAUGGAGACCGUU